AUAUUCGUCGAUAAUCUCUCUCCCAUCUCUGUAUGUGUGUGUCAUUGUGGUUUGGAGGAGUUUGCUAGCGUGCGCAGGGGGAGUGAUCGACGCGCCCGUGGGUUUGGAAAAGGGUAGCAAAAGAGAGGGAGAUUGAGACAGUGCGCAUAAUAGCAUCCACCAUAGUCGGAGAAAAAGAGCUUCGUGUAGUCGUUUUUUCCGAACCGCUCAAGGUUGUUCUUCCCCCGUAUUUGCUCGAAUAAACCCAACCACUUCCUUUUUCUUCUUCUUCUUUCUCUCUCUAAAAUCUCCAUGGCUUUCGAUUUCUGAGUUUUCUCUCACUUCCUCUCUCUUUCUCUCUCUAAAACUUUUUUUUCUUUCUUUUUUUCCCCUUUUCUUCGUUUCUGAUCUGGGAAGGGAUAUAUAAUUUUUCUUUUUUAGGGUUAAGUAGUUUUUUUUUUUUUUUAAAUAAAAUAAAAUUGCAUUAAAUUGAAAAUGGCUGCUCCACCAGCAAGGGCUCGAGCCGAUUACGAUUACCUUAUAAAGCUUUUGUUGAUCGGCGAUAGCGGUGUUGGUAAGAGUUGCCUUCUUUUGCGUUUCUCAGAUGGUUCCUUCACCACUAGUUUCAUCACAACCAUUGGUAUUGAUUUCAAGAUUAGAACCAUUGAGCUAGAUGGAAAACGGAUCAAGCUUCAAAUUUGGGAUACAGCUGGUCAAGAACGAUUUCGUACCAUCACAACUGCUUACUAUCGUGGAGCCAUGGGUAUAUUGCUGGUCUACGAUGUCACGGAUGAAUCAUCUUUCAAUAACAUUAGGAAUUGGAUUCGCAACAUUGAACAACAUGCUUCAGAUAAUGUUAACAAGAUACUUGUAGGGAACAAGGCUGACAUGGAUGAAAGCAAAAGAGCUGUGCCUACAUCCAAGGGACAAGCACUAGCUGACGAGUACGGGAUCAAAUUCUUUGAAACUAGUGCAAAGACCAAUCUAAACGUGGAGCAAGUUUUCUUUUCGAUAGCAAGAGAUAUAAAGCAAAGGCUUGCCGACACAGACUCCAGGGCUGAGCCUACAACAAUCAAGAUCAAUCAACCAGAUCAGGCAGGCGGGUCUGGUCAAGCUGCACAGAAAUCAGCUUGCUGUGGUUCUUAAGAUUGACUAAAUUGUUUUGUGAGGGCAUGAAUUCAAGCAACGCUGCUGGUUAAGGAGAAAAGAAAAAAGAAAAGAACUAAUUGUAUGACAAUUUGAUGGGUGCUUUGUAAUUCUACUUGUGUUCAUUCUUUUUAAAACUUUUCUAGUGUGUGAAGGUAGUUUCCUAAUAUGUGAGAAUUUUAUUUUCUGGCUA
Molecule: messenger RNA, 1318 nt
Organism: Ziziphus jujuba (common jujube)
Lineage: Eukaryota; Viridiplantae; Streptophyta; Magnoliopsida; Rosales; Rhamnaceae
Product: ras-related protein RABE1c
Exons: 9
Coding region: 475-1125 (216 amino acids)
Biological process (GO): protein secretion; regulation of exocytosis
Cellular component (GO): plasma membrane
Molecular function (GO): GTP binding; GTPase activity
Source: RefSeq, a predicted model, not a curated record